Messenger RNA from Chenopodium quinoa (quinoa), 1731 nucleotides. RefSeq lists its product as uncharacterized. The record is from RefSeq and is a predicted model, not a curated record. Bases 1 to 1731 code for a protein of 576 amino acids. The transcript is spliced from 5 exons. Lineage: Eukaryota; Viridiplantae; Streptophyta; Magnoliopsida; Caryophyllales; Amaranthaceae.
AUGGCCAAGAAAUUUUCUUUUGAAUCACUUCACUUCUGCUGUGAUGAUGGAGAAAUCAGGAUUGCUGCUAAUGAUUACCCUCCACAGCUUGUGUGGUUAUUAACUUCUAAAGAUGAAGAAGAAAAACAUUUCAAGAAGUAUGUGCAAUUGUAUAAUAAUUUGUUCGCUUUCACUUCGUUGGGUGGUGAUCAUAAAGCUGAAACAAAGAAUGGAAUCUAUGUUUUUAAGUUACAUAGACAGAUUUAUCAUGAUACUCCCAGUUUAGUUCCUGGAGAAAAAGGGCCACAGUAUAUGCAAUUGUACUUUUAUGAUGGACAACAAGAAUUAGCUAAUCGUUUAAAGUUUCCAGAUCAGCGUGUUUAUAAUGCUCCAACUACAGAUGAGGUUGCUGUUAUUUGGCUUGAGAAUACUUCUUCCAGUGAGCCUGAAAGUCCACACAUAUUGGUUACUUGUGUAGAUGAUUCUUCUCAUAUGAUCCAACACUAUUAUGGUUUCUAUGAUCCUUUACAGUAUCCUUUGCUAUUUCCAUAUGUUGAUUGUGGGUGGACUCAAGGACUAAAGAAGAUGUCUAUGGGUGGAAUACAACAGUUACAGUCUCAGACAAAUCCAGUUUCUUCAUGUAGUAUACAUACUACUGAAGAGUUGUUAGAUGAAGAAGCUAGGCGUGCAAAUGGAGGUUCAUCUAAGGCAGAUAAACAUAUUUCAGCUCGAGAAUAUUAUGCAUAUAGGCUUCAGUGUCGUCCGGGAAAUUACUUGCUAAGAGUUGGAAGAUAUUGUGGAGAAGAAUGUGCAGCAAAUGUUGAAAGACGAGUUAUAUUGCCUGCAACGUUUAUAGGUGGCCCUCGAGAUUUGAAGAAGAGAUAUCUGAAUGCGAUGUCAUUAGUUCAAAGGUUUGGAAAGCCUGAUUUAUUUAUAACAAUGACAUGCAAUCCUAAUUGGCCAGAAAUAAAACAAGAACUUGCUGCUAGAGAAGAAGCACAAAAUAAGCCAGAUAUCGUUUCAAGAGUUUUUAGGGCAAAGACUUUUGAUGACUUUGAUAAGUUUGUUUGUGCUAAAAAACCAUCUUAUGAAAAUGGAUAUUUAAGAGAGAUUGUGAUCAAGCAUAUGAUGCAUGGUCCAUGUGGUUAUCUUAAUCCAGAAUGCCCUUGUAUGAAACAUAAAGAACAACGUGGACAUUGUAAGUAUGGUUAUCCAAAGAAAAAUUGUGAAGAGACAAAAAGUAACAGUGAUGGAUAUCCUUUGUAUCGAAGGAGAGCUACGUGUGAUACUGUCAAAGUUCGGAGUGUUGAAAUGGAUAAUUCAUGGGUGAUUCCGUAUAAUCCAUAUCUUUUAGCUUAUUUCAAUUGUCACUUAAAUGUUGAAGUUUGUUCAACUAUUGAAGCAGUGAAGUAUCUGUAUAAGUAUGUUUAUAAAGGCCAUGACAAGAUAUCUUUUAAUAUUGUCCAAACAAAAGACGGAGUUCCCAUGCAAGAUGAAAUUGAACAGUAUCAGUCAGGACGAUGGGUUUCACCCUGUGAGGCUGCGUGGUGUCUUUUUGGUUUUUAUUUAUAUGAAAUGUAUCCUUUAGUUUUACCUCUUCCUGUUCACUUGCCUAAUUCUCAGCUGAUACAGAUGAGACCUCACGAACAACUGACAUCUAUUGUUUCAGAUGCUAAGCGUACUAGAACCUGUUUAACAGAGUUUUUCGAAAUGAAUUGUAAAUCAGCUUUGGGAACAGGAAUGGCUAUAUAG